CAACGCCCACUUUUACGUGAUGACGCACCCGCGUUGCAUUGUGGUCACCGGUGCUUAGCUUGAAACAGAAAGUCUCAGAGCUACGGGUUUUCAUCCACUUUAUCCGUAUAGUUGUGACCGGGCAGCGAACGCCAUGUCGUCAACAUCCCAAAAACACAAAGACUUUGUGGCUGAGCCCAUGGGGGAGAAACCGGUGAUGGCUCUAGCAGGAAUCGGAGAAGUUCUGGGCAAAAGACUGGAGGAAAAAGGCUUUGAUAAGGCGUACGUCGUCCUCGGCCAGUUUCUGGUGCUAAAGAAAGACGAGGAGCUCUUCCGGGACUGGCUGAAAGACACCUGCGGUGCAAAUGCCAAGCAGCAGGGUGACUGCUAUGGCUGCCUCAAAGAAUGGUGUGACGCCUUCCUAUAAACCUUCAGUCUUCUGUUUUCCCACCCUUGAGUUCCAAAAUGUACAGCUUAUCGGUGAUUUGGACGUAAUUCAUCUGUGAGAUCUGGCACUGAAUACACUCUUUGAGCGUCUUGAUUUACACUCUAAAUAGUCAUUUGGUCUCCUGGCUGCCAAUUCUUGCAUUUCCCACGUAACCUAUGAAUUUUGCAAUCAAAGUUCAAUUGCAAUCACAAGCACGACUGUGACCGUAGAUUUAAAUGUGUAGCCUCAAUAAUGUAAUUACACUUGUUUGACUUGCUAACCUUUUCACUUUCAGUUUUAUCUCGCCUCGGAUUGUUCUGUUCAAGGUAGAGCUUUUAUCGCGGUGUGCUCGCCUGAUGCUAAAUCACUGAAAUGGGCUUUCAAGAUCUGUUUGAAUGUUUUUAGGAAAACACUCGUUUGGGUGGAGAUACUCGAUCGACAGUAAAGGUCGUCAGAGGAUUUGAGUUCAAACCUGUUCUCUGUACUGUAAAUAACACGUUUUGUUUUUCCUGUGUGAAGGGAUUUUGUUGUUUGAAAAUGUAGCCGCUAAGUCAUACAAGCUAAAGCUGGAGUGAGUUGAAAGCAGCUGUUAAAGGAAACCUCAGUCUGAUUGGCUUCUAACUUCGUUUGACCCUGAAGCAAACGGGGAGUGCCGGUGCAAAACCCCUAAACGCUCGAGGCCAUCUCAGACUGUCUUUAUUUAUUGCUGAAGUUGUCUUUUAAACAAGAGUGGCCUUAAUGUGUGCUGGUGUGAUCGCUUAAGGUCGAUUCAUUUUUAAAUAGCUGUUAAACAAUCUUUCAUUCAUGUCAGCAAACCAGCUGAGUUCAAACGACUGUUCUGUCAUUUAACAGGAAAUGCUUUUAUAUUGCUUUUAUUAUGAAACAAUAAAAAGCGAGUUUGUGUCCUUU
Oryzias latipes (Japanese medaka) is the source of this 1315-nucleotide messenger RNA. It is a transcript of the gene banf1, whose product is annotated as barrier to autointegration nuclear assembly factor 1. Gene Ontology annotation, biological process: chromosome organization. Gene Ontology annotation, cellular component: nucleus; condensed chromosome. The record is from RefSeq and is a predicted model, not a curated record. NCBI's taxonomy places the organism in Eukaryota, Metazoa, Chordata, Actinopteri, Beloniformes, Adrianichthyidae. Gene Ontology annotation, molecular function: DNA binding.